Helianthus annuus (common sunflower) is the source of this 1776-nucleotide messenger RNA. Its product is annotated as beta-caryophyllene synthase. Lineage: Eukaryota; Viridiplantae; Streptophyta; Magnoliopsida; Asterales; Asteraceae. The transcript has 8 exons. The record is from RefSeq and is a predicted model, not a curated record. Gene Ontology annotation, molecular function: magnesium ion binding; terpene synthase activity. Bases 1 to 1644 code for a protein of 547 amino acids. Gene Ontology annotation, biological process: diterpenoid biosynthetic process.
AUGUCUAUCAAACAAGAGGGAGUAAUUCGUCCCAUUGCCAAUUUUCCUCCUAGUGUUUGGGGGGAUCAAUUUCUCAACUAUGAUAAGCAAACUACAAAGCAAGUAGAGGUUGAGCAAAGAGUCAAAGAUUUGAAGGAAGAUGUGAGAAAAGAUAUAGGCCUGUCAUUUUUAGAUGUUCAAACGGAACAUACGAAUUUGUUAAAACUCAUUGAUGCAAUCCAACGUCUAGGUGUAUCUUAUCUUUUUGAAGAAGAGAUUGAUCACGCAAUCCAACGAAUUUAUGACGCGUAUGGAGACGACUGGAAUGGUGGGAGCCCUUCUCUUUGGUUUCGAAUCUUACGACAACAAGGCUUCUAUGUAUCAUGUGACAUCUUUAAUGAAUAUAAAGAUGAAAACGGGUCAUUUAAAGAAUCGUUAACUAGUGAUGUCCAAGGCUUACUUGAGUUGUAUGAAGCGACAUACUUAAGCGUGCACGGUGAAGUUAUACUAGACGAUGCUCUUGUUUUUACAAAAACCCAUCUUAACAAAAUAGUAAAGGAUCUUAUGGUGAGCAACUCUACGUUGUCUACACAUAUACAAGAGGCACUAAAGCAACCAAUACGAAAAAGGUUGCCAAGACUAGAGGCUUUACGUUACAUUCCUUUCUAUGAGCAACAAGAUAUUUAUAACAAGUCUUUACUUGAGCUAGCCAAGUUAGAUUUCAACUUGCUUCAGUCAUUGCAUAGGGAGGAGCUUAGCCAACUUUCCAGGUGGUGGAAACGUCUUGAUGUCCCGAACAAUAUACCUUAUACAAGAGAUAGAUUAGUUGAAUGUUACUUUUGGGCACUUGGUCUAUACUUUGAGCCAAAAUAUACACAUGCUAGAAUUUUCUUAGCAAAAGUAACGUCGAUAGCAACGAUUCUUGACGACACUUAUGAUGUUUAUGGUACAUACGAAGAACUUAAGAUCUUUACUGAAGCGAUUCAAAGGUGGUCAAUAACAUGCAUAGAUAUGCUUCCGGAAUACAUGAAACAAACAUACCAAACACUCAUGGAUACGUAUAAAGAAAUGGAAGAAAUCAUGGAGGGGGAGGCAUACCGUCUUAACUAUGCCAUCGAAUCUAUGAAAGAGUUUAUUAGAAGCUUUAUGGUGGAAGCCAAAUGGGCUUAUGAGGAGUAUGUCCCAACAAUAGAGGAGCACAUGUCAAUUUCAAUAGUGAGUAGUGGAUGUUAUAUGCUUAUAGCAACAUGUUUUGUUGGCAUGGGUGAUAUGGUGACAGACGAGACGCUGAAAUGGGUUCUCACACAUCCUCCUCUUGUAAAAGCUUCAGGUGUAAUUGGUAGACUCAUGGAUGAUCUUUGCUCCCGAAAGGAAGAGAAAGAAAGAAAGAAUGCGGCAUCUACUAUUGAUAGUUACAUGAAGCAAUAUAAUGUCACAGAGGAGUAUGUCCACAACAUAUUCAAAAAUCAACUUGAAGACGCAUGGAAAGAUUUCACCCAAGAAACCUUCAUGUGCAAAAAUGUUCCAAUGCCUCUAAAAAUUUGUGUAGUCAACUUGGGGCGGAUAGCUGAUGCUUUAUAUAGAAGUAAAGAUACUUUCACGCUUGUGGGAGAAGAACUAAUAAGUCAUAUCAAAUCUUUGCUUAUUCAUAGUAUCAACAUAUGAUGAUAGCGGUCUAUUUGUCUUCUUGAGCGAUAAUGGUUUUGUUUUUGCAAUGUAAAUAAAGAAUCACAUCUGGUACUCUAGUGGUGUAUCAGUGAUCUAAGUUUGCCGUUAAAAAAUAAAUAAAUAAUCACA